AAAUGGAUGAAGCAAUCUAUAUCAAAUAAUAUAUUUUAAAUGAUGAAAUAGAUGAGUAUGAUCUUGAAUGUAGUUUUAGAUAACUGUAAUAGAAUGUAGAAGAAGAAUCUUUAGAACAUUUAUACUAAUCUAUGAUGUAGUGUCAAUCUAAUCAUGAUUAUAAUGAUUUCAAUAAAAACUUAUCAUAAAAAAGAAAGAUCAAUGAUAUGAGGUAUCCACAUAUUUAUAAUCAUAUCUUCUAUAGAUUCUCCUAUCUGGAAGAUAAGAGAAUUUUAGAAUUGGUUAUUUAACUUGGACCUAAUUUCAAUAAAAUAGUAAAAUAUUUUCCAGGAAAAACUAUGAAUAUGAUUAAGAAUAGAUAUUAUAAAAAGUUAAGAUACAAUAAGGAUGAUUAUUUGGGUGACAAAGACAAUAUAAAAACUAAUCAUAAAGUAAAAAAGGACACUUGAAAACCUUCUCACACACAGAAUACUUUAAAU
Messenger RNA from Paramecium sonneborni, 479 nucleotides. NCBI's taxonomy places the organism in Eukaryota, Ciliophora, Oligohymenophorea, Peniculida, Parameciidae. The record is from the annotation of a GenBank genome assembly.